Messenger RNA from Auxenochlorella protothecoides, 1656 nucleotides. RefSeq names its product Laminin subunit beta-1. Bases 1 to 1656 code for a protein of 551 amino acids. The transcript is spliced from 3 exons. The record is from RefSeq and is a predicted model, not a curated record. NCBI's taxonomy places the organism in Eukaryota, Viridiplantae, Chlorophyta, Trebouxiophyceae, Chlorellales, Chlorellaceae.
AUGUCUGCCCGCGAUGUCCAGAGCCACCCCGUGGGCGAGAACAAGUCUGGUGGCGUCUUCGGCGCCAUUCGCAACACAUUUGGCCUCGGUGAGAACGUCACCAGCGCCGAGAAGGUUGUGAGCGAGCGUGUCGAGACCGUGACAACCUCCACCAGCGCCAGCGCCGCGAGCAAGGAGACCACCGACGAGUGGCGCAAGGCCGAGGCCGAGACCGUGCGUGCCGAGCAGGCCGCUGCCAAGGCCGAGGUCCUCGCCUCCAAGGUCGACACCAUCAAUGCCCAGGCAGCCGAGGCCGCCAAGCUCAAGGCUGAGGCGGAGCGUAAGCUGCGCGACACCCAGGGUCGCAUCUCCGACCUGGAUGGCCAGGCCGAGAGCAAGCAGGCUGAGGCUGCCGACCUGGAGAGGCAGCUGCAGGCAGCCCGCGCCGCAGCCGCCCAGGCCGAGCGCCGCCGCGCGGUGAUCCUGGAGGAGGCUUCCAAGUCCUCCGCCCCCGCCGCCGACCUGAAGGCUGAGGCUGACAAGCUGGACGCCGAGUCCGAGGCCGCGCACAAGAAGGCCAUCGACCUGCAGAAGCGUAUCGACGCGCUGCGCACCUCCAAGCCCGCGCAGCAGGCUGCGGAGCGUGAGGAGGAGGCUGCGCGCCUGCGCGCUCAGGUGGGCUCCCUCCAACGCGAGCUGACGGCCGAGGAGCGUGUGGCUGCGGAGAAGCAGCAGGCGGCCGACACCGCGAUGCGCGCCGCAUCCGACAAGAUCCGUGAGGCUGACGAGAUCGCCAAGGUUUACUGGGCCGCCCGCGAUCUGUCCAAGGAGCUGGAGGCGCAUGCCAAGGAGUUGGCCAAGGAGGCCGCUGAGGCCGCCAAGGAGGCGGAGCGCAAGCGUGCGGCUGUCGACAAGCUGGACGACCGCGCAGAUGGCGCGGAGCGUGCGGCCGAGGAGGCUCUGCAGCGCAAGGCCGAGCUGGAGCGCGAGGCCCAGGCCCUGCUGGGCUCCAAGGCCAGCGCCGAGGACCGUGCCGCGCAGCUGGAGCGCGAGGCCGCCGCGCGCCGCGCGCAGGCGGGCAAGCACGAGGAGAUUGCUGUGUCCAAGCGCACCGAGGCCGAGCGCGUGGUCAUCCCCGUCGUCCCUGACUCCGACCUGGCGCGCCGUGCUGAGGAGGCGCGUCGCGCCGCCGACGCCGCCGCCGCCAAGAAGGAUGGACUGGACUCGGAUGUCGAGCGUCUGCAGAAGCUGAAGCUGGAGGCGGAGGCAGCCAGCCAGGAUAAGCUGUCCAGUGUGACCACGUACCGCGAUGAGGCCCUGGCCCUUAAGCAGAAGGAGGAGGAGCACUGGGCGCGCGCCAAGGAGCACGGCGAUGCGGCGCGCGGGAUCUCCAAUGAGGAGACUAAGCGCAGGCUGCAAGCCGUCGGCAGCGGUGGCACCACCGCCCAGCACAGCGAGGUGGAGCAUCAGAAAGUGACUGCCACCAGCAACCGCGGUCGUGUGGAGAGCAGCGAGUCAGGGCAGAGGGAGGAGAUUACCACCACCAACCUGGCUGACACCGUGCCCAGCAAGCCCAAGGGCACCUCUGCCGGGCGGGUGGAUCUUCCCGUCAAGGAGACUACUGAGCAGUACCGCAAGGAGGAGAAAGCAAAGCAGGAGUCCACCAUCAAGCAGUGA